Talaromyces amestolkiae is the source of this 1425-nucleotide messenger RNA. RefSeq lists its product as uncharacterized. The coding region runs from base 1 to 1425 and encodes 474 amino acids. The transcript is spliced from 5 exons. Gene Ontology annotation, molecular function: catalytic activity. NCBI's taxonomy places the organism in Eukaryota, Fungi, Ascomycota, Eurotiomycetes, Eurotiales, Trichocomaceae. The record is from RefSeq and is a predicted model, not a curated record. Gene Ontology annotation, biological process: cellular response to heat; trehalose biosynthetic process. Gene Ontology annotation, cellular component: cytosol; alpha,alpha-trehalose-phosphate synthase complex (UDP-forming).
AUGCCCUCAGAACCAAAACGAAACCUCAUCGUAGUCUCCAACCGACUACCCCUCUCCAUCAAACGCAGCGAAGAUGGCUCCUACAUCACCAGCAUGUCCAGCGGCGGACUAGUCACCUCGCUGUCUGGACUGACCAAGACGACCGAAUUUCGAUGGUUCGGGUGGCCCGGCAUGGAUCCCAAGGAGCCCGAAGAGCAGGAAGAGAUCCGGCGCAGUUUGGCGUCGCAUAAUGCGAUUCCAGUGUUUCUGGAUGAGGAGUUGGCUCAGAAGCAUUAUAAUGGAUUUUCUAAUCAAAUUCUGUGGCCGAUUCUGCACUAUCAGUCUGGCGUGACGUACGAUGAAGAAUCGUGGGAAGCAUAUAAAAAAGUCAACGAAAUUUUUGCCGACUACAUAGCCGAUGCCGCGCAGGAAGAGGAUCUCAUCUGGGUACACGACUAUCAUUUGAUGCUAUUGCCAAAAUUGCUGAGAGAACGAAUGGCUCGGAAGAAACGACAAGCUUGUAUUGGGUUCUCGCUGCAUACCCCAUUUCCGCCAUCGGAGUCGUUGAAAGUGUUGCCUGUGGCAAAGGAUAUUCUGGAGGGGAUGUUGUCGAGUACGUUGAUUGGAUUUCAUACGGACGACUACAGAAAGAAUUUCACUGAGAGCUGUGAAUACCUAUUAAAUGCACGAUCCCAAGAUAGCGCAAUAUUGUACAAAGACCGCCUAGUUAAAACGGGCCGGUUCACAGUCGGCAUCGACCCGGAAAAAUUCAGCGAAACGCUCAAGCAAGAUGAAGUCCAAGCACGCAUCAAAGAUCUAGACGAGCGAUACAGGGAUAUCAAAGUGAUUGUCGGCGUUGAUCGGUUGGAUUAUAUCAAAGGCCUGACGCAUAAAUUGCAUGGAUUUGAGCAGUUUUUGACGGAUUACCCGAAAUGGCAGGGGAAAGUUGUGUUGAUCCAGGUUGCGGUGCCGAGUCGAGAGGAUGUCAAAGAGUAUCAAGAUCUUGAAACGGAGAUCAGUUGCCAGGUCGGAAAGAUCAAUGGCAAGUUUAGCAAACCGGAUUACACACCAAUCAUCUACCUACACCGCUCCAUCCCAUUUACCGAGCUCACUGCCCUAUACUCAAUUGCAGAUAUGUGUUUAUUGACGUCAAGCCGCGAUGGUAUGAACCUGGUCGCAUUCGAGUAUAUCGCCUGUCAAGAACAGCGAAAUGGGGUGCUAGCACUAUCUGAGUUUGCGGGUGCGUCUGUCUUUAUGGCUGAUGGCACGGUUCAGUUCCACCCGGCGAAUAUCAAGGAGAUGGCACAGUGUAUAGACAGAGGGCUGAGCAUGUCGAAGGAGGAGCGGAAGGAGAGGUAUGAUAAGCUUGCAAAGUUUGUGCAUACGAAUACCAGUGCGAAAUGGGGUCAAUCGUUUGUUACAGAGUUGUCGAAACGUCAUGUAUAG